AUCUGCGGUACCACAGUAGCACCGCUUCGUGCAGGGUCAAUGCUAGAGCGGUUCAGUGCCAUUCAUAUGAAGCUCAUGGCUACAAACGGGUAGUUCACACUAAGCGGGGUAGAAUCAACACGCGGAAAAGCCGGUACCAUCGAAAUUCGCGGACACUUCCGUUAAUUGUUUAGCAUUUUUUUCACUUCGGGCGUUUUGGUUGCCACAGACUCUGACAUUAUCAGCAAGUGAUUUACUAUUGUUUAUUGGGUGCUAGAUGAGCCUUAAGACUAUGUGAUAAUGUGAUUUAGUUUGUAGCCAUUGAACCACAAGCUUUAGAUCGUGAUAAUUGAUAGAUUUUUUAAGGCGCACUCUUUAUGUACAGCAACGAAUCGUCUAAAUAAUGUUGAAAGACUAUUGCCAGAUAAACUAAGCGAGUACGAGUAGUUUGAAUGACAAUUGAGUGCCAAUCACAAUGGAAACCUGCGUUUUGAUCCCACAAGAGUUUAGUCUAUGCAUUAGAAGCCAGGACAAGAGUCCCAAUGGAGAUCCGGAAGUUUCAGUCUGGAGCAACUCUUCCAUUGCCCAGGGUUCGCUCUGUUAUCCCUUCCAGGGUACCAUCAGGAUUGACAAAUUGGACGUGUAUGGGACUUUGGAUGAGGAUGAUAUCCGGCAUCGUUUCGGCUGCUACGAUGAGGUGUCGUCAAAUAACGGGCACAAAGUCCGGCACUGUAAUUGGGUGCGAUUUGUGCGAGUUGCAUCUGCAUUUAAUCCUUCGGUGAAUUUUGUGGCCACCAAAGUCCGCGGGGAACCCGUAUAUGAAGCUGUUAAGCCCAUACCGCCAGAUACCGAGCUGCUGGUUUACUACUUGCCUGAAAGACCUGAAGAGUUAUUUUUCGUCAGAAUGAGAGCUAGUUUAUACAGGCAGACGAUGGACUCGAUAUUAGAAGAUUCUCCCCUUGAUCUCUCCAUGUCGCUGCUCACUCGCGCCCUAUCCGGUUCUCCACCAUCCGAACAGGAUGAACGAAAAUCGGUUUCCGGAGAUUCUUCUGCCGCUUCUUCGCAGGGCGAUCUUCCAGAGUCGACUGUUCCCACUCCGAGGGCGCGGCCCCGUGAGCGCACGUUACUCCCAUGUGGAGUUUGCAGUAAAGCCUUCGACCGACCGUCUUUGCUGAAGAGACAUAUGAGGACGCAUACAGGUGAAAAGCCUCAUGUUUGCAUGGUUUGCGGCAAGGGGUUCAGCACAUCGUCCUCACUCAACACCCAUCGAAGGAUCCACAGUGGAGAGAAACCUCAUCAGUGCCCGGUUUGUCUUAAGCGGUUUACAGCGUCGAGUAAUCUUUACUAUCAUCGCAUGACGCAUAUUAAGGACAAACCACACAAAUGCAACCUUUGCAGCAAAUCGUUCCCAACUCCAGGCGAUUUAAGGUCGCACAUGUAUGUCCAUUCCGGGUCUUGGCCCUUUAAAUGCCACAUUUGCUCCAGAGGAUUCUCCAAACAUACGAACCUAAAGAAUCACUUGUUCCUUCAUACAGGCAAACCAAACGGAUCAACCAAGAAAGGAUAAGUUGUGGAACUGAACUCAAAGCCGUUGGCUGAAUCUCCAAAAUAAAAUCGGCAUAGUGUUAUGAAUGAACGACUUCUUCUGCUUCAAAUAGGGGAAGUCGGACUAAUAAUCGACUCUAAGUAGUGAACGAUUUUCCAAAAAACUUUUUCCAGACUAUCGGAGGUGUAAAUUGGUAUGUACAGGCUGUGUUAUAAAUGUUUCAAAUAAUGGAAAUUGAAGAAGGAACAAGCUCUUUGACCGUCCAUUUUUUCCUUGUAUAAUUUGCCGUCGUGUAGCUCUUAGUAUAUUCGUCCAUUAAAUCAAGUGAUAGAGGCUUAAGUUCAGUGGUGAUUGCAUUCUGCAACCGAAAAAUGGAUAUUAAUUUAGGGAACGUUUGCAGAGACAUUUACCAGAAAAUGCCAAUUUAGCGGCAUCACUUUUCCUAGUUGCUCUUCUAGUUUAAACUUAAAUUGCACUAAUGGUAUUCGGGCCUUGCAAAUGUUCGUUAGUCAUUCUCUGAUUAGGUAAGGUUAAUUUAUGUUAUUACUUGUUAUCGAAAUUUUUUACUUAUUUAUAUUACUUAGAUGGUUUAUGUUGUGUAACGACUAUGUACUAUGCCAUUAUGUAUAAAUUGUAUAUAAUUUUAUAAUAAAAUAUUCUUAUUGUCUUA
Molecule: messenger RNA, 2195 nt
Organism: Dendroctonus ponderosae (mountain pine beetle)
Lineage: Eukaryota; Metazoa; Arthropoda; Insecta; Coleoptera; Curculionidae
Product: zinc finger protein 79
Exons: 6
Coding region: 455-1546 (363 amino acids)
Cellular component (GO): nucleus
Source: RefSeq, a predicted model, not a curated record